Messenger RNA from Westerdykella ornata, 1517 nucleotides. RefSeq names its product dehydrogenase/reductase SDR family member 8 precursor. The transcript has 3 exons. The record is from RefSeq and is a predicted model, not a curated record. The coding region runs from base 315 to 1397 and encodes 360 amino acids. Lineage: Eukaryota; Fungi; Ascomycota; Dothideomycetes; Pleosporales; Sporormiaceae. Gene Ontology annotation, molecular function: oxidoreductase activity, acting on the CH-OH group of donors, NAD or NADP as acceptor.
CAUAAACCAGGCCGCCAGAAACACCGCCAUCUCUCGUGCAACAAACCAACAACAAGACACCGUCUUGCGACUCUGAACCGAUGACGAAAGAAAUGGCGACCAUCUCUCUUCGCCAAUCAAUGGGACGCAAUGCCGAGGUUGACGCGCCUGCAUGUGAGAGCGAGAGCUGAGGACGAGCUUGCCCCUCUUCUGUUCGCCCAGGGGAUCCGCAUGUCUUUGUGACACCGUGUAGAGGGAAAGAGGCCGACCUUUUCCUUUGGCCCCCUAGCGUUUUACACAUUCCCCCGAAUCUAUAGUGUAUCAAUCAAUUCACCAUGUCGGCCGCCGCCACAAUCAUUCGGCUCCAGAACCUCGUGUCGCUCAGCGUAUCGCACAUUGCGUUGAACCCCGUCAUUACCGCCUCCCUGCUCUGGAUCCUCACCAAGGGGCCCGAGAGUGUUAAGGAGUUCCUCGUCAGCCGGAGCGCCUCGCUCCGGGACCCUGUGCGCUUUGCGAAGAUUGUAAGGACGCUCAAGACGCUCCUUGUAGUUGGACUCCUGGGGAAAGUCAACAAGCAGCUGAAUACCAUUGCGCUGAAUGCAUGGAGGCUCAAGAGUGAGAAGAAGAGGUGGAAAUUGACACAGGAGAUUGCUGUUGUAACGGGAGGAUGUAGUGGGAUUGGUGAAUUGACGGUCAAGGGACUGUGGAAGAAAAGUGUGAAGAUUGUUAUACUGGAUAUUCAGGAUCUACCCUCUGGUCUGCAGAAUACUGGGAACAUUCACUACUUCAAGUGCGACAUCACAGACCCUGCCGCUGUGCGCGAGACCGCGAAGCGCAUCCAAGCUACAGUCGGCACCCCCUCUAUUCUCAUCAACAAUGCGGGCAUUGGCGGUGCACACGCGAUCCUGGACACAUCGGACGAGUACCUGAGGAAGAUAUUCGAUGUCAACCUGCUCAGCAAUUGGUACACAGUCAAGGCCUUUUUGCCGGACAUGAUAGCAAAGAACAAGGGACACAUUGUCACAAUCGCCAGCACAGCCAGCUACGCUGGCGUUGCCGGCAUGGUCGAUUAUACCGCCACCAAGGCUGGCGUUCUGGCCUUCCACGAAGGUCUCAACCAAGAACUCCGCCUCCGCUAUCACGCUCCCAACGUACUUACCACGUCCAUUCACCCCAACUGGGUCAAGACGCCGCUUAUUGGCGAGUGGGAAACGGCCCUCCGCGUGGCGCAGCAACCCAUCAUCGAGCCGCAGGUGGUUGCCGAUGCGGUUGUCAAGCAGAUUGCCAGUGCUACUGGUGGCCAGGUCUUCUUGCCCAAUACCGUAAGCACCGUGAGCCAUUUGCGCGGGCUGCCGAAUUGGUUUCAAGAAGCUUUCAGGGCGACGGUGGGAAGUGUCAUUGUGAAGAGCUUGAAGUAGGGGAAAGCUUAAGGGGAAGGUUGGGGUUGUAGUGUACUUUGGAUGUAUAACCGAGGAGCGCAGAUUGAAGCGCAGGAGCUGAGGGGUAGAUAAUGCUUAUAAUGAAUGUUUUCUUCUGAC